AAAACCAACAACUAAAAUUACACGAGAACACGCGUCUCUUCUCCUUCUUCUUCUUCGCUCAUUCACAAUCUGAGAUUCAGAAACUACAGUCAGCUAAACCCAAUCGAACGUCGAAGAAUCGAAACCCUCUUCUCAAUUCAUAACCUUUCUUCCAUGGAAUGGUCACAAAGAACUCUCAAAGGAGCAAUCUUGGCGUGACCAAGUCCAUGAAUUUCUUUCAAAAAAUCAUUAAACCUUUCAAACGCAGCUCCAAUCGAGGUCUUGAAGACGACAUCGAUAGAAUCUCAGCUCAGGAACAGAAAGUUUUCACCUUUCAAGUCUUAGUCUCCGCUACUAAAGAUUUCAACCCGACCCACAAACUCGGCGAAGGUGGGUUCGGACCCGUCUUCAAGGGAAGGUUACCUGACGGGAGAGACAUUGCUGUGAAGAAGCUAUCUCAGGGGUCAAAGCAAGGGAACAACGAGUUUGUCAACGAGGCUAAGUUGUUAGCUAAAGUCCAGCAUCGUAAUGUAGUUAAUCUCUGGGGUUAUUGCACACAUGGAGAUGAUAAACUUUUGGUUUACGAGUACGUUGCAAAUGAGAGUCUUGACAAGGUCCUUUUCAAAUCCAACAGAAGAUCAGAGAUAGAUUGGAAGUUGAGGUUUGAGAUUAUUACAGGCAUUGCUAGAGGGCUGCUUUAUCUCCAUGAAGACGCGCCAGACUGCAUCAUCCAUAGGGAUAUCAAGGCUGGUAACAUUCUGCUUGAUGAGAAAUGGGUUCCUAAGAUUGCAGAUUUUGGGAUGGCUAGGCUAUAUCAGGAAGAUGCUACACAUGUCAACACUCGCGUUGCAGGAACCAAUGGUUAUAUGGCGCCGGAGUAUGUAAUGCAAGGUGUACUGUCCGUAAAAGCAGAUGUAUUCAGCUUUGGGGUUGUGGUUCUAGAGCUCAUCAGUGGCCAGAAGAACUCUAGUUUUAGUAUGAGACACGCUGACCAGACUCUUCUUGAAUGGGCAUAUAAGUUAUACAAGAAAGGCAGGACCAUGGAGAUACUAGACUCGGAGAUAGCAGCUUCUGCUGACCCGGAACAAGUCAGACUCUGUGUUCAGAUAGGCCUGCUCUGUGUUCAAGGUGAUCCACGUAAGAGACCAUCUAUGAGACGUGUGUCUCUGCUACUCUCGAGAAAACCAGGACAUUUAGAAGAACCAGAGCGUCCUGGUGUCCCGGGAUCUAGACAGCGCCGUAGAACGCAUCGUCCUGCAGGAGCAUCCUCGGUUGGAACGUUUUCGACCACCGGAUCGAGAACAGACUCGUUUGGUUCGAACUUGAAUACAAACACUGGUUCCAACACAGGAACAGGUAGAGCUACUCCAGCGUCUUCGAGGACUCCGACGCCAACUCACGCUACUAGAAGUGUAGGUGCUGCGAGCUCUAGCUCAGACCCUCAUGGGAAACGGCCUAUGAGUUAUUAAAGUACAUAAAUCUUGUUAAAUAUUUGAUUGUAAAUACUAUGUAGCGAGGUUUCUUUUUUUUUUAUGCUUUGAAAAGUAAAUUAUUAUUUUUGGGCUCUUUUAGUGGUUAGGACAGGUGUAACAGUAUUUGAUUCUCAUAUGAAAAGAAAAAAAG
Messenger RNA from Eruca vesicaria subsp. sativa (arugula), 1602 nucleotides. NCBI's taxonomy places the organism in Eukaryota, Viridiplantae, Streptophyta, Magnoliopsida, Brassicales, Brassicaceae. The record is from the annotation of a GenBank genome assembly.